AUGUCGCUUGGUAUAGCUACUAAUACCAUCACUUCAUCGACAAACAAUGGUGUUGAGAAUCAUUGGGAAACGGUGUACAAGACGAAGGCACCGAAUGCUGUAAGCUGGUAUUGCCUACAUCUUGAAACAUCGCUGAGAUUCAUUGAACAAGCAACUCAAGGUCAAAACUUAUCCAUUAUUGAUGUGGGUGGUGGUCAAUCAACUUUGGUUGAUGACUUGCUUGCACGGGGAUAUCAGAAUAUUAGCGUUCUUGAUAUCUCAAAAACUGCGAUUAAUGGAACUAAGGAACGGCUUGGUAAAGCAGCAGAAAAUGUAAAAUGGUUUAUAGAUGACAUAACUCAAGUGAAAUUUCCGGAACAUUAUUAUGAAGUUUGGCAUGACCGAGGAUUAUUUCAUUUUCUGAAUACCCCUGAACAACGCGCAGCCUACGUGAGACAAGUAACCCUUGCCAUGAAAUUAGGUGGCCAUGUUAUUAUAUCUAUUUUUGGUCCGCAAGGACCGGAGAAGUGCAGUGGUCUUGAAGUUGUUCGGUAUGAUGUUGAAUCGUUAAGUGCACAAUUUGGUGAACAAUUCCAAUUAAUAGAUAGCAUUACUGAAAUUCACCAAACACCAUUCGACACGAAGCAGCAAUUUCUGUGCUGCUAUUUUAAGGUCAAGUUAUAG
Messenger RNA from Racocetra persica, 663 nucleotides. The record is from the annotation of a GenBank genome assembly. NCBI's taxonomy places the organism in Eukaryota, Fungi, Glomeromycota, Glomeromycetes, Diversisporales, Gigasporaceae.